Penicillium salamii is the source of this 540-nucleotide messenger RNA. NCBI's taxonomy places the organism in Eukaryota, Fungi, Ascomycota, Eurotiomycetes, Eurotiales, Aspergillaceae. The record is from the annotation of a GenBank genome assembly.
AUGUCUAACUCGCCGUUGAUUCGUUACGCUCUGCUUGAAGAUGUUCCACUAAUACUACAGUUCAUCAAAGAAGCCGCUGAAGAUCAAGCAACUGGCACUACUAUUGCUGCCUCAGAAGAUAGCCUCGCCAACACCCUGCACUUCGGCCCACCUUCCGAUGGCCCGGUUUCCUCAACCCGCUUUGCCUGGGCUAUUCUGAUAUACUCCCCAGCCGGCUCCCCAGCCGGACUCUUGAUUUAUUUCCAUAACUAUUCCACAUGGAAAGCAGCUCCGGGUGUCUGCUUGGAAGAAUUAUACGUCGUACCUGAAUAUAGACGUCACGGAUAUGGGCGUAUGUUGGUUGAGGCUAUGGCUUCUGCUGCGCAGAAAGCAGGAUGUGUCAAGAUGGAUUGGGUCUGUCUGCAGGACAAUCUUCGCGCUUUGAAUUUCUAUGAUAAACUGGGUGCAACUAAGAUGGAAGACUGGGCUGUGUUAAACGUUGACAAAAGCGGCAUGGAGGGGUUGGCAGCCGAUACAUGUAGGAUGUGGAUUUGGGGAUAA